Dreissena polymorpha is the source of this 10751-nucleotide messenger RNA. RefSeq names its product chromatin-remodeling ATPase INO80-like. Gene Ontology annotation, molecular function: ATP binding; ATP hydrolysis activity; DNA binding. Gene Ontology annotation, cellular component: Ino80 complex. Bases 198 to 4634 code for a protein of 1478 amino acids. Gene Ontology annotation, biological process: DNA repair. The record is from RefSeq and is a predicted model, not a curated record. NCBI's taxonomy places the organism in Eukaryota, Metazoa, Mollusca, Bivalvia, Myida, Dreissenidae. The transcript has 32 exons.
GUAAUGGCGGGGGGACCCCCAGCGUAGCAAGAGGAAAGUCAUGACUGGGGUUAUAUUUUCCGCGAGCGACUGCCAUAACCAGCGACCGCAUUACUUUAUCCGCCAUUUUGGCAACUACAACGAAGAAGCUGAAUCGCUUCAAAAAUACCAAAGCAGUGUUGCAAAAUGUUUGUUGGAGAAUGAACUGAGGGAUCACCAUGGCGACAGAUUUCCACUUAGACCAUGACUAUGGACAGCUGUUGGCCAACCCGCCACACAUCCAGCGAGUGGAAUACGCUCUACAGUUGGACCCACUACUGAACUAUGUGGAGGAUCUGGUGCAUAAAAAUGUGGCGUUGGACGCCGAGAUCGAUAGCGAGAUCCUCCGACCAUGUAAGAAAGACGUGGAAGGCAACAAACUUCUUAAUGGGAUCACAAUCACCAAAGCAGAAAGAAAGGCUGAUAAGAACAGGCUGUAUAAUUUUGGCAAGGUUAAGAAAAGUAGAAAAUGGCUGAAGACGAUCCUGCUGAGUGACAGCUCCUCAGACUCUGAUUCAGAGGCAGAGAUCACGGAGGAGGAGCUACACAACAUGCUCCGCCUACACAAGUACCAGCGCACCAAUCAGAUGACCUUCUACCAGGAACCGGAGCUGCAUCAGUUCCAGUACUACUCCACGGGUUUGUUAUCCAACUACGACCACUACCCAGACCAGCUAAAAGCCAUCCUGGGACCGAAGAAAAAGAUCUCCAAAGAUCAAAAAAAGAUGGAAAGAAAGAUUAAAGCAAAAUUAAAGAAACUUAAGAAAGAGAAGAUUUUGGAAAAUGGGGAUGAUCCGGAGAUGUCAGACGACUUGGACCCGGUCUUACUGCAGGCCAUUCUGUCGCAAAAGGAACACCAGCGCGAGUCUGGGGCUGGUAAGGGGAAGAAACUCACGCCAGAGCAGGCGGAGGCCAGACGCAGACGACUCUGGGUCUCCAUCGCAAAGAAAGAAAUACCCAAGGCUCAGAAACAGAAGAAUGCAGCGCGGAAAGAGAUGUUACAACAGCUGAAGAAGAUUUCCAUGGGUGCGAUGCGAGAAGUGCGCAGAGCUGCAAUCCAGUCUCAGAAGCAGAUGAAGGACACGCCUUCUAAGGCCCGUCGCCUCACGCGAGAGAUGAUGGUCUACUGGAAACGCUUUGAGAAGGUCGAGAAAGACCACAGGAAACGCGUGGAAAAAGAGGCACUAGAAAAACGGAAGAUGGACCUUGAAAUGACAGAGGCAAAGCGUCAACAGCGCAAGUUGAACUUCCUGAUCACACAGACAGAGCUGUACGCCCACUUCAUGGCUCGUAAGAUCACGGGCGAGGACGACAAAGCCAAGGAUAGGAUUCUGCAGAAGUUGGAGGAGCCGAAAGAAGAGAAACAGAGGCUAUCUGGAUAUCUGGUGGACACCUCUGUCGAUGAUUAUGACUCUAUUGCUGCCAAAGAAAGAGCAUUAAAGAACGCUAACGCAGCAUUUGAAGCUCAUAGGGCAAAAACAAAGCAUUUUGACGCAAGUACUAAUGCCAACUCACUUGCCAAUGCUACUUUUGUUGGGGAAGAACGACCUCAGCCCCUGAUGUUUGAGGGAAAACUAAAAGGAUACCAACUCAAGGGCAUGAAUUGGCUGGCCAGUCUGUAUGACCAGGGCAUCAACGGGAUCCUCGCAGACGAGAUGGGACUGGGCAAGACGGUCCAGAGCCUGUCGUGUCUGGCCCACCUGGCUGAGCAGUAUGGGAUCUGGGGACCCUUCUUGAUAGUGGCCCCGGCAUCCACCCUUCAUAACUGGCAGCAAGAGUGCUCAAAAUUUACACCUAAGUUUAAGGUAGUGCCAUACUGGGGUAACACCCAGGACCGGCGGGUGCUGCGUAAGUUCUGGGACUCGAAGUGCCUGCACACGGAGGAGGCCUCAUUCCACGUGGUGAUCACGUCAUACCAGCUCGUGAUCCAGGACGUGAGAUACUUCCAGAGGAUCAAGUGGCAGUACAUGGUGCUCGAUGAGGCACAGGCUCUCAAGAGCAGCGCAAGUGUUCGCUGGAAGUUGUUGCUGACUUUCAACUGCAGGAAUCGUCUUCUGCUUACGGGUACUCCAAUACAGAACAGUAUGGCAGAGUUAUGGGCCCUGUUACACUUUAUCAUGCCGACUCUGUUUGACUCCCAUGAUGAGUUCAAUGAGUGGUUCUCUAAGGACAUUGAAAGCCAUGCUGAGAAGCAGUCUGGAAUUGAUGAAAACCAGCUGUCAAGACUGCACAUGAUUUUGAAGCCUUUUAUGUUGAGACGCGUGAAGAAGGAUGUAGAAAAUGAACUCAGUGACAAGAUUGAGGUGCUGGUAUACUGCCCCCUGACCUCGCGUCAGCGCCUUCUCUACCAGGGCAUCAAGAACAAGAUCUCCAUCGAGGACCUUCUUAACACAGCCAUGUCCAACUCCUCUUCCACCGCCCAGUCGUCCGCAAACUCUCUCAUGAACCUCGUCAUGCAGUUCCGCAAGGUCUGCAAUCACCCCGAGCUGUUUGAACGCCAGGAAAUACGCUCCGGUUUCUUCCAGUCGCUGACGAACUAUGUUGUGCCAAAACUUGUAUAUCGGGCUGGACUUAUAGGCAGUCGAUGUGACAGCAGGGCUCGGCUGCUGUUCAACACUUUCUACAUCCACAAUCCACAUCAUGUGCACCAGUCAUUAUUCCACCAGAACAGUGCAGACUGCCCGGUGAACAGCUGUUUCUCAUUCCUGCGUUUCAUCAACAUGUCUCCCGCUGAGCUCCAUUCCCACAUGUUGGCAGGGCUCCUAGUCAGAUGGCUGGCAGUAUUCCACUGGUAUCGUACGGCUCGUGUCCUCCACCACAGGGCCACCUGGGAAAUCCACCAGCAUGGGAAAAAGACAGUUCAUCUUCACAAUACCAGUUUCCUGCUGGAACCACAACAAACAACCUACUUCACAAAUGUAUCAACCAGCCCCGUUCUGUCGUCUGUGGUGUUCACUGGACAGAAGACAUCAGUCUACACCCACCAAGAUCAUGUGAUUCGCUACACACCAGAGACAGAAUGGCAUCGACAUGUGCGACAGAAACAGCGGGACCUGGCUUUUAUUGCCAAGAAACUUCAGUCAAAAAGUCCACCGUCUUCCCCAACGAAAGCCGUGAAAUCUCCUGGUGCACUUGAAUUACCUCCAGUGCAACCACAUUUACAUCAGGGGAGACAACCAAAGUCUUUACACUGUCAACCAACUGAAUUCCCUCCCUUCCUCUAUUAUGCUAUUCCCAAGGUCCAAGCGCGGUCUCGCAGACAGUACGUUGUGGACCGUAGCUCCGCAUGGGACAACAUUGCUGCCGAGAUGUGUGGUUCCCAGCAGGCAUUCGUCUCCCUGCUGUAUGGGGAACCGGAAAUCUACGAGGAAGUUCGAUACUGGUCAAGGUGGCGCUUCUUCCCGACACAGCCGUCUGGAUUGUUUGGGUGCACUCCGAGAUAUGGCUACUCAGGAGUGUAUGUUCCAGGUAAGGAGAAGAUCAUCACCGAUGCGGGCAAGCUGUACGUACUGGACACCCUUCUACAGAGACUCAAGUCGGAGGGUCAUCGUGUUCUCAUCUACAGCCAGAUGACCAAGAUGAUUGACCUGCUCGAGGAGUACAUGUGGCACAGGAAGCACACAUACAAGCGUCUCGACGGCUCCUCAAAGAUCUCCGAGCGUCGAGACAUGGUGGCGGACUUCCAGGCUCGCUCAGACAUCUUUGUAUUCCUCCUGAGCACACGCGCAGGCGGGCUGGGCAUCAACCUCACUGCCGCCGACACGGUGAUCUUCUAUGACAGUGACUGGAACCCCACUGUGGACCAGCAGGCUAUGGACCGUGCACACAGGCUGGGUCAGACCAAGCAGGUCACCGUGUACCGGCUCAUCUGCAAGGGAACCAUUGAGGAGCGCAUCCUGCAGAGGGCCAAGGAGAAGAGUGAGAUUCAGCGGAUGGUGAUCAGCGGGGGCAACUUCAAGCCGGACACACUCAAACCCAAGGAAGUCGUCUCCCUGCUCAUAGAAGAUGAUGAAUUGUCAAACAAAAUCAAGCAGAGGUCAAGAGACAAGACGGACAAGGCAGAACAGUACAAGGAGAAGGAUCGCAAAAGGAAACGAGACCAGUAUGUUAAGAAACGUGACUUGAAGAAGGUGAAAGUUGAGGAGAACAAUGUCACGAUCCCCGCCGUGGUGGAUACGGACUCUCGUUUGAGCUUCGAAUCCUCCCGGCCUGUGAGUCCUACACAGAGUGAGCUGUCUGUGGGCAGUGAGACGCUAGGCAACGUUGGCCUCGUGAUAGAUGAGAGUAGUAACGAUGCACUUGUCAUCGUGGACGAUGCAGCGACCUCUGGCUCCCCAUUGGUCACGCCAAAGAAGACACGCGGUCGGGGUCGCCCCAAGGGGUCAGGGGUCGGCAGAGGUCGACCGAGAGGGAGGGGUGGCACCAAGAGGGCGCUGUCUGCGGCAGAGAUUGCAGGGGCCCAGGCAGGAAUGACUGCAGCAUACGCAGCUUAUGGCUAUAACUACACAGGGCCAACACCAAGUACGGGAAGCCGAUCGUCCUCCAUAUCUUCUGUAACCGAUAGCAACAAGGCAGCAGGUGCCUCCACUGAAUCCAAUGACAUUACCAGCAGAUGAGAGUGAAUUUAACUUCCUGACCCAUUUGGAAAAGUUAUUGAAGAACAACUUUGUUGGAUUUGCCAGGUCUGCAUGGAGCUUGAGAUAAAAGUGUUUGUAUUUAAGUAAGCUGAUGAUUGAUAGGAUUGCAAAGGUUGCGUAAGAUAAAUGUCAGAGGUUUUUAUGGGGUGUCUGAAAUAAUUUAUCCUUGUUCUGGGAAAAUGGGUUUUAAUGCAUCUGCAUAGCGUUGUCUCAGAUUAGCAUAUGCAGUCCAAUCAGGCUAAUCAGGGAUGACACUUUUUGCUUUCAUGGAAUUUUCUUUUAAAAGAAGUCUUUUAAAAAAAAUCCAGAUUAGUUUACAUGGAAAGUGGCGUCUCUGAUGAGCCUGUAUAGACUGGGAUUUCACUUACCCACAUGCAUUAAACCCUAUUUUCCCAGAGUAGGAGUUAAUUAAAUGAGUCGUGUUCUGAGAAAACUGGGCAUUAUGCAUGUGCGUAAAGUGUCGUCCCAGAUUAGGCUAUGCAGUCCGCACAGGCUAAUCAGGGACGACACGUUCCGCUUUUAUGACAUCUUUGGUUUAAAUAAAGUCUCUUCUUAGCAAAAAUCCAAUUUAGGCGGAAAGUUUCGUCCCUGAUUAGCCUGUGCGGACUGUACAGGCUAAUGUGGGACGACACUUUACGCACAUGCAUUUUGCCCAGUUGUCUCAGAACACAGCUCAAAUGGUCAUGGAACUUCAUAUGGUGCUGUGGUCAUUCUGUGCAAGGACUUGAGCAUUUUUUGUUCAUUUCUCAGGUCUUUGCAAACAAAAUCACAUACCGGUAUUUGAAAUGGGCAAUUUGAAAAUGGCUUCCAGAAUAUACUACUCUCCAUUGUUAUGAAGUUGUUCAUAACACAAUCUGUUAAAAAGAGAUUCACAGAGAAAUCAAUAUGGAAAUUGUGACCAUGUCAUGUGAAUAGUGAUACAAUUGGUGUUUUUAAGAAUAAUUCGUAAUGUUUGCAUGUUUUCCGGUAGUGAAAAUAGUAAAAUUAUGUGUUAUUCCAGAGAUGUAAAAUGUGUAAAAAUUUAGUGAUAAUUACCAGAUGAAUUUCUCUGGAUAUGUUUGUUGAGAAUCAAUGCAUGGAAUAGCAAUUCCAUGAAAGUUUGGACAGUUUUACAGGGAUUUGCUUUGUCAAUAUGCUGUGCCAAUAUUUGUUGGAAUGUCCAAGGAAUGACGAUGAAAGGGGAUGAGUGCAUGGUAGAUGGUGAACGGUUGGUAACACAGCCUCCUCAAAUGUUGUGCCAUGCUCCCUUUGUGCCUACAGAGAUCUCAAAAGCUGGAACAGAACUUGUCCAUACAUGGAUGGAAAGGUCACUGACUGAUUCUUAUGUAUCCUCCUGUUGACUCAGAAAUGGUGAUGAAGCCCAGUGAAGUUAAAAAUCUCCUACAAAAAUAUAGAUUUUUUUGAAAACUUUCAUUGAUUAUCUUUAGAAAAAAUUUCUUUGGUGAAUGAAGCAUUUACUCUUUUCCACUCAGAAGCAAAUUGAAAAUGGCUAUGUGCAAACACCAUAAAACCAGACCAGCCUGUGAGUAACUUGCAUUCUAUUCAGGUUUUAUGCUGUUUGCUGCUUAUCAGUACCUGAGGGUUGGAAAUAAAACCUUUAAAACUUGAAUCUAUUAAGAAAGGUCUUAAAUUAAAUGUAAGUUUCUAAGGGACCACAAAUGAAUCAAAAUAUGUAUCUAAGUGGUAAAGGGUUAAUGUGUAUUCAUUGCAUGUUCCACGGUGGACAACAUCCCAUGAAGCUCAUUCUGUGUUGUGAUAUGACAAGGUUACCAAAACUGGGCUCUAUAAAAAUUGAAAUUGGUAGUAUCCUUGUAGUAGGCUAGAUUGGCUAGUUCUGGCUAUGUGUGUGAAAAAAAUCAUUGACACAAAUACACAAGACAAUGUAUUUUGCAGAAAAUGUAGUAUUAUGACAAAUACUGUUUAGUUGGAUAGUAUCAUUGGAAAGUUAAUACUAAAAUUCAUUUUGUGUUCUACUUAUCUUGUUUUGUACUUGAAUAUAUUAUUCUGUAUAUAGCAUGUAAAUUCUAUGUACUGGUAAAUCACGUGAUGAUCUGUACUUUGCUUACAUUUGGAAACCAUGUUUCUGAGAAAAAUGGUUCUUGGUACUGAGUCUUAUGUAAACAAUACCCUUUGAUUCCAAUAGAAAUUAUUUUUUAAAUAAAAAUCAGUGAUGAACGAUCAGAUACUUGCAGCAAUGUAUGAUUAUCUGUAAAUUAUUACUGGCCUGAACUCCAUAUUAACGGUAGAGGGCUCAAAACCACAAAUGUUUAAUGCAGACAAAUGAAUUUUGUCAUCAGCCAUGAGGUCCAGUUAUCUGGUAAGUGUUCAUGACUCCUGCAAGGUAAAACUGACUUUGUCUCACGGUCUGAAAUGGUGUUUUUUCUGUAUUCCUUUGUUUAAAUAUCAUUAUAAAUUGGUUUUCUCGCAGGUGUAGCAGUUAUUGUACCAUGGGGCUGAAAUAUAUUGUACGGUUAUGUUGUUUUUCCCUUCACAUUCCAUCAUCCAUAUGUACAGGUCAUUUUGAAAAUGGUUAUAUGUGAAAUAAAGUGAGCAUUCUGUAUUCAAAUGUUAUAAUUACAAAACUUUAUAAUAAUUUAACCCUUAAAGCGCUGGAGCUGAAUUUUAAAGGCCUUUGCAAACAGUUUGGAUCCAGAUGAGACGCCACAGAACGUGGCGUCUCAUCAGGAUCCAAACUGUUUGCUAUUCUGAUAGUAUUCUUUGAAAAAAAUCGAAAAAAAUGCUAAUUUUAGAAAUUCAGCAGACGACAUUUUAGCAGACGACAAAUUUCCCAGCAUGCAAAGGGUUAAAAUGUGCAGCUUAUUUGUUUGAACUCAAUAUAAGCUUGGAACCAAUUUCCAAGCUGUCAAUAAAAUGUAGGAACCAGUGUCCGGACUGUUAAAAUAACUUUGUCUGGGUUAUUGAAAUAAUACAGGGAAGUCCGCCUUGGGUCUGUAUUCACCAACCCAUUCUUAGACUUAAGAAUAAAGAAUUGACUUAGAACCAAGAAAAAUAGAUCCAGCGUUUGAAUAUAUACAGGCUCCCACUGGUUAUUUUGUAAUUAACAAACUGGUCUUCACAAAGAAUGAUGAAUAUACAGGUGGUAAAUACCAUGUUUGGCUCAAAAUUAAAUCAGUUCUUGAAUAAUUCAAUUUAAAGAAUAUUCUUUAUUCUUAGACUUAAAAUUUAGAAUUCUUUGGUGAAUACGGGUCCUGAUAAAAAUUAGCAUAAGAAGAAGAUUUACCAGGUUUUGAAAGAUAUAUAAAAACUUCUAUGUUAUUUAAUAUGUUAGAUGUAAAUGUUGUUUGUGCAUACAGUGAUUCAGUACUUUCAGAAUUUCAACAUUAAGAAUACUUGUUCAUUGAGAUCUUCAAUUCCAGGAUUUAUCUUUCCACGAAAUCAACCAAAACUAAUUUCACACAAAUAAUAAUGAUUUUGCAGUAAUUGAAUAUGCAACAUUUAUUUAUUUGAUGAAAAUAGAAGUCAGGUAGGAUUAUUUACAUACUUAAAGUUACAGUAAGUAUGUGUAGGUACAUAGGAGAGGAUUAUGAAAGCCAGAGAGCUUAGUUAUUUAUUGGAUCUUUUAAUAGUGAGUUGAAGACGUGUAAUAAUUCCUCCUUUUUUAUGCCUAUGGCAUUUUAUGAAUUUUGAAGGGGUAUUUAUUUAAACCCUUUCGUUCCUUUGUGUAGGUGUGCGUAAAAGAACAAAUUUCUUAGUGGGAGGCAUUCUUGACUUAUGCACACUUUUUUAGUUUGUACAAUACUUGAUGGUAAAUUGGUUUUCUUUUUGUAUUUUAUAUAUUGUAAAUAAUUUACAGUACAUAUAGUGUACCAACAUAUUGUUUUAAUAGUUGCUCAGAUGUGUUAUGUUGUUUGUUAAUAUUGUUAAAAAUCAUUUUCAUUAGGAACUUUGCAUGUAAAAUAAGAUAAUUUUUUAUGUGUUUUUACUUGAACAAAGAUUUAUGAACUUUGUACCUUAAGAUGUAUCAUAAAAAAUAUUGGGGUUAAAAAUAAUCUUGACAGCAUUACAUUGCUUGUAUUUGAAAAGUUUGAUUUUGAUUAUAACCCUUUGAUAAUCCAUGUAUAGCUUAAUAUUAAUUCCAUUUUUAUGCAAAUACAUGAACCUUAAGCCGGUGAUGAUAGUGUCAUUUUCAAUGAUUUGAAUUUAGGUUAUGUUUUUUGAAAGAGUACUUCAAAACCGACCUGUGUUCUGUGAGAAAGGGGUUUAAUGCAUGUGUGUAGAGUGUAGUCCCAGACUAACCUGAGCAGUCAGCACAGGCUAAUCAGGGACAACACUUUCCACUUUUAUGAUAUUUUAUUGUUUAAAGAAGGUUUCUUAUCAGCAAACACCAAGUUUAGGUGGAAAGUGUCGUUCCUGAUUAGCCUGUGUGGACUGCACAGGCUUAUCUGGGACGACACUUUGCACAAGUUUGUAUUAAACCCCCUUUCCACAGAGCACAGCCCUUUUCUGUUUGGAUUUUGUCACAAAUGUACCUUUACCUGUUAUACCUUGUCACAGUUCAAAAUAUAUAUAAGCUGUUUGGGUUGCUAUUGUGUUAAGAAUCAUUUAUGUUGUGUUUGAAGUCAUUUAUUUAUUUUGUAUGAUUCCUUUAAAUGCUGCGAAAGCUUUACAUAUUCAGGCAUCAUGUUUUAAGAAAAUGUAUUAUUUAUAUACUUAUAUACAUGUAGUCUAGAUUGUAAAUUAUGUUGAGAAAAAUAAAGAUAUUCAAUGUUUGUACGAAAUCUCUGGCACAACUUGUGCUGCUCUUUUGUUCAAACAGACUUAGGAAACACUGUCUUUGUUGUGUAUAAAUAUAUACAGGAAAAUAUAAACAAAGAACUAGUAUUUGUGAAACAAGAAAAUAGAAAAAAAAUCUGCUAUGUUUGGGUGUAAUUUUGUACACACAUAUUAUGGAUGCAGAAGACCAAAUAGUUGAAAAAUUACAGAAAAUGAUACAAACUUUGUAAAUCAUACAGAUUGGCUUUAACAUUUACCAGCAUGUAUUUCAACUAGUUUGUGUUAAGUUGUUCACUUUUUUUGCUAAAAUCACACUUCUUAACAUACAGAGUUGUUAGAUUGCUUAUCUGUUGUCAUUUGUAUAAGAUCACCUGAGCACAGACUGAUCAUGGUGAGAUUUCCGUAUCAACUUUUGUUAAUCCAGAUUUGAGGCCCAAGCUUCAUGAAAUUUGGCCUCAAUGGGUCUUUUGGGUUACAUAACAAGCUGUGUCAAGUGGUAGUUAAAACUAGGUUGCUGGGUCAAAUAAACUAAAAAAACUUGCAAACACUCUAGUGGCCAAAUUUUAAUGUAAAUUGUUAUGAAAUUUGCUCAGAAUAAUUUGUCUAAUGCGAACUUGGCAGCGUUCUAAAUUGGUUCUUAAAACUUCACAAUAGCUGAUCAGACAGUUCAGUUCCUUGGGGUCUCAGGUUAAUGACAUGGGACCUUUGAUUGUUUAAUAUUCAUUUUCCACACCGUAUUUUAUCCUAAAACUUUAGGUAGAAAUCAGUUAAGCUCCAUGAUGUUAAUCUAUAAUUAAGAGUGUAUAGAAUUAAUUGUGUAUGAGUCAUUGGUAGAGUGUUUACUUCAUACUUUAGUUUUCUUUUCCAGUACCAUUUCCUUUAAUUUAAUUGUUUGAAGUAUUUGUGUUGUAUUAUUUUCAAUUUUUUCACACUAAUAGUAAAUUGUUUGAAAAUUACACUUUCAUUUCUGACAAAAAAAAUAGGCGUUUAAAAUUUCAUCCGUAAAAAAAUAAAAAUAACUUGUGGCUAAACAUGAGAAUAAUUCUGUUACAGUAAUGCAGUAUUUACCAUAUGAUUUAUAUUAUUUAAAGUGUUUUUGUUUGUUAAAUGGUCACCAUUAAAUUACUUGAAGCAUCGCACUUGAUUUUAGUAGCAUGUGCAGCAUAAUAUUUUAUAAGCAUGUGUGAUUUUUACACAAGAAACAAACAUGAAUCUGUAGUAUUAUUUGUUGUUUAAAUAGUGUUUCAAAUGCCUCAUCAUGCUUAAUAUGCAAAAAAUGUACAAUUAUUUUUCACUGUCAAUGUUUUUUUAGAAAUAUAAACAUUAACUUUGUUUCUGUUCAAAGAAAUGAUACUGAAACCA